Cetraspora pellucida is the source of this 6738-nucleotide messenger RNA. The record is from the annotation of a GenBank genome assembly. NCBI's taxonomy places the organism in Eukaryota, Fungi, Glomeromycota, Glomeromycetes, Diversisporales, Gigasporaceae.
AUGAAUAAAGGUGUUGACAAAAAGUUUAUCGGUUGGAACAAUUUAAAAGUAGCACCCAGAGGAAAUGUUCGAGAAUUUGUCGAAAAACAUAAUGGACAUACAGUUAUCACAAAAAUUCUAAUAGCAAAUAAUGGUAUCGCUGCUGUAAAAGAAAUCCGUUCUAUUAGAAAAUGGGCUUAUGAAAUAUUUGGUGAUGAACGUUCUAUCGAAUUCACUGUUAUGGCCACUCCUGAAGAUUUGAAAAUAAAUGCUGAAUAUAUUCGAAUGGCUGAUCAAUAUAUUGAAGUUCCUGGUGGUUCUAAUAAUAAUAAUUAUGCCAAUGUACCUCUAAUUGUCGAUAUAGCUGAGCGAACAGGCGUUCAUGCUGUAUGGGCAGGAUGGGGUCAUGCGUCAGAGAAUCCUCGCUUGCCUGAAGCACUUGCACAAUGUAAAAACAAAAUCGUAUUUAUAGGCCCUCCUGGUUCUGCUAUGCGUUCUCUUGGUGAUAAAAUAUCUUCAACUAUCGUGGCUCAAUCAGCUGAUGUCCCUACAAUGGAGUGGAGUGGUAGUGGUAUUACGGAGACUGAAUUUGAUGAUAAUGGUCAUGUUAUGGUUCCUGAUGUUAUUUUUGAGAAAGCAUGUGUAAAAGAUGCUGAGGAUGGUUUGAUAAGAGCCAAUAAAAUAGGUUUUCCUGUUAUGAUAAAAGCAUCAGAGGGUGGUGGUGGUAAAGGUAUACGUAAAGUUGAAACUCCUGAUAAUUUUAAACAAGCUUUCGCUCAAGUUCGAGGUGAAGUUCCUGGUUCUCCAAUUUUUAUUAUGAAACUUGCUGGUAAUGCUCGUCAUUUAGAAGUUCAAGUUAUUGCUGAUCAAUAUGGUAAUGCAAUUUCGUUAUUUGGUCGUGAUUGUUCUGUACAACGGCGUCAUCAAAAAAUUAUUGAAGAAGCUCCAGUAACUAUAGCGAAUCAUGAUACUUUUAAAGCUAUGGAACAAGCUGCUGUUAGAUUGGCUAAAUUGGUUGGUUAUGUUAGUGCAGGCACCGUAGAAUAUCUUUAUUGUAAUGAUGAUAUUUUUUGUUUUCUUGAAUUAAAUCCAAGAUUACAAGUAGAACAUCCAACUACCGAAAUGGUUUCUGGUGUAAAUUUACCUGCUGCUCAAUUACAAAUUGCAAUGGGAAUUCCUCUUCAUCAAAUUCGUGAUAUACGUGUACUUUAUGGUUUAGAUCAUAAUGGUACUUCUGAAAUUGAUUUUGAUUUUUCAAAUCCGGAAUCCUUGCAAACUCAAAGAAAACCUGCUCCUAAAGGUCAUGUAAUUGCUGUCAGAAUCACCGCUGAAAAUCCUGAUGCUGGUUUCAAACCUAGUAGUGGAAUGGUUCAUGAAUUAAAUUUCAGAAGUAGUACUAAUGUUUGGGGUUACUUUUCGGUAAAUUCGGCUGGUGGUCUUCAUGAAUUUGCAGAUUCUCAAUUUGGUCAUAUUUUUGCUUAUGGUGAAAAUCGUCAACAAUCACGUAAAAAUAUGAUAAUCGCUCUUAAAGAACUAUCAAUUCGUGGUGACUUUCGAACUACUGUUGAAUAUUUAAUAAAAUUAUUAGAAACAAAUACAUUUGAGGAAAAUAAAUUUACAACUGGUUGGUUGGAUACCUUGAUAUCUGCUGAAAACUUAACUGUAGAGAGACCUGACAAGAUGCUCGCUAUUAUAUGUGGCGCUGUUGCGAAGGCUUACACUAAAUCACAAGAAUCUUUAGCUGAAUAUAAACGUUUCUUAGAAAAAGGUCAAAUUCCUAGCAAGGACAUUUUACAAACUGUCUUUACUAUUGAUUUUAUAUAUGAGGGUAUUCAAUAUAAAUUUACUGCCAUGCAAUCCGCUCCUUAUUCCUUCAUUCUAUAUUUAAAUGGUUCCAAGACUCAAGUAUCAGUUAGAGCUCUUUCUGACGGCGGUCUUUUAGUGUUAUUAGAUGGCAAAAGUCAUACAUGUUAUUUCCGUGAAGAAGUCCAAGCAACUCGUUUAAUGAUUGAUGGUAAAACUUGUUUAUUAGAACAAGAAAAUGAUCCAACUCAACUUCGUUCUCCAUCUCCUGGAAAACUUGUAAGGUUCUUGGUUGAAUCUGGAGCUCACGUUCAUAGUGGUGAUGCUUAUGCUGAAAUAGAGGUGAUGAAAAUGUAUAUGCCUUUAAUAGUUACUGAAGAUGGUGUCGUACAAUUUAUAAAACAAGUAAAUUCAACACUUGAAGCUGGUGAUAUAAUUGGUAUUCUUACUCUGGAUGAUCCAAGUCAUGUUCGACAUGCGACUCUUUAUGAGGGUCAGCUUCCUUUUAUGAACCCACCAGUUAUUAUAGGUGAUAAGGCUCAUCAAAGAUAUGUUGAAGUUAAACAGAAUCUUGAAAACAUCUUAGACGGUUAUGAUGAUCACACAAAAUUACAAAGUAGUGUUAAAGAAAUAAUGGAUCUUCUUAGAAAUCCUGAAUUGCCUUAUUUGGAAUUUCAUUCUGUUUUAUCAACACUUCCUGGAAGGAUUCCAGUCAAGAUUUAUUCUACUCUACAAGAUGAAACUGCUAAACAAGAUCGUGAAUUUCCUGCAAAACAUCUUAAACAAUUAAUCGAUAAUUAUUCGCGAGAUUUUGUCUCCCUUGGUGAUUCUGCAACCUUUACGUCAUCAAUAAGUCCUUUAAUGGAGGUUAUUAAUCGAUAUAUGUCGGGAGUUAAAUACCGUAAAUGGAAUGAAAUAAUAUACUUCUUGAAUAAGUAUCAUGAAGUUGAAGCACUAUUUUCAGACUCUAAUAAACGUGAAGAGGAGGUUAUCCUUGCUCUACGUGACACUUAUAAGAACGAUCUUGAUAAAGUGAUUAGAAUUGUAUUGUCACAUUCAAAAGUUAGUGCAAAAAACAAUUUGAUAAUACAUUUGUUAGAUCAACUUAAGCCUGAUAAUGUUGGACAGGCUCUUGACAAGUUCUUCUCGCCUGUACUAAAAAAAUUAGCCGAACUUCGAGGAAGAGUUACGACUAGCGUUUCACUUAAAGCUCGUGAAUUAUUAAUACAUUGUCAACUACCAUCAUAUGAAGAAAGAUCUGUACAAAUGGAACAAAUUCUUAAAGCAGCUGUUAUUGAAAGUCAUUAUGGUGACGAUGGUUAUGACUAUCGUACUCCAAGUUAUGAUUCCCUCAAAGAACUUAUUGACACGCGAUUUGCUGUAUUUGAUAUCUUACCGAAUUUCUUUUACCAUAAUGAUGCGUGGAUUAGUCUUGCUGCACUAGAAGUAUAUGCCAGACGUGCAUAUCGUGUUUAUCAACUUAUGGACUUUGAAUACUACCCAGAACAAGUUCCUUAUAUGAUUUCCUGGAAGUUUAUACUUCACAACAAUAACCCAGAUACCACACCAAAACCAUUAUCUCCAUUAACUUCACAAUCUUCACUUUACCGUAUAUCACGUAAUGGAUCUAUAUCAGAUUUAAGUUACAUGACUCCACGCAUGGAUAACGACAAUGAACAUGUUCGCGUUGGUGUGAUGAUUUCGUGCACUUCUAACGCAGAAAUUGAACAAAACUUUCCGCGUAUUUUUGAUGUAUUUCGUCAAAAUGGACGUCGAGCACAAGAUCUAACAGAUAGCAUUGCCAAUAACAUCAUUAAUAUCGCAUUAAGAUUGGAUGAUGACCCAUUAGAAGAUGAAAUUCUUAAACGAGAUUUACAGCCUAUAGUUCAACGUCAUACAGUUGAACUCAGUGAACACGGAAUUAAACGUGUCACGAUUGUCUUGUUCCGAAAAGGCCAGUAUCCAGGAUAUUUUACUUUUCGUGAGGCCAAUAACUUUGCUGAAGAUCAAACAAUUCGACAUAUUGAACCAGCUAUGGCAUAUGAACUUGAACUUUCAAGGUUAUCGAAAUUUGACAUUAAACCUUGCGCUACUGAUAACAGACAAAUUCGCGUGUAUUAUGCAAUUGGUAAAGAAAACACCUCGGAUUGCAGAUUCUUUGUUCGUGCUUUAGUUCGAUCUGGCCGUAUGAGAAAUAGCGUACAUACAGAAUAUCUCCUUUCAGAAUCUGAUCGACUUUUGAAUGAAAUUUUAGAUACCCUUGAAAUUGUUAGUUCUAAUCACAAGAAUUCAGACUGUAACCAUUUAUUCAUAAAUUAUAUUCCAACUUUCGUUUUGGAACCACGUCAAAUUGAAGAGGCCGUUAAAAACUUUAUUGACAGACAUGGAAAAAGGUUAUGGAGAUUACGUGUUACUGGUGCUGAAGCUCGGUUUAAAGUUGAAGAUCCUAUAAAAGGCAAUCAAUAUCCUCUUCGUGUCAUCAUCAAUAAUGUUUCUGGUUAUGUUGUUAAAAUAGAGACUUACCAAGAGGUUAAAACUGAGGGUGAUAAUACAAUUCUUAAAUCAAUUGGAAAAAUAGGAUCUAUGCACCUACAACCAACACACACUCCUUAUUCAACCAAGGAAUGGCUACAACCAAAACGUUUCAAAGCUCAUCUUAUGGGUACUACAUAUGUUUAUGAUUUUCCCGAGCUGUUCCGACAAGCAGUUCGUACACAAUGGAAUCGAGCUGUUCAUAAUUGUCCCGAAUUGAAAUGCCCAACAGACAUACUAGAGGCUAAAGAAUUAGUUUUAGACGAAAAAGGACAAUUGCAAGAAGUUGAUCGUUCUCCUGGUACCAAUUCAUUUGGUAUGGUAGCAUGGAUGCUUACAUUAUUUACACCAGAAUAUCCUAGAGGUCGCAAAAUUAUUGUAAUUGCAAAUGAUAUUACAUAUCAAAUCGGCUCAUUUGGUCCUGUUGAAGAUCAGUUCUUUGCCAAAGCUACAGAACUUGCAAGAAAAUUGGGAAUCCCGAGAAUAUAUCUUUCAGCUAAUUCUGGAGCCAGAAUUGGGUUGGCAGACGAAAUAAUUAAUCAUUUCAAAGUUGCUUGGGUUGACGAAAAUAAUCCUAGUAAAGGCGUGAACUAUUUAUACCUUGAUUCUGAAACUUACAAACAAUUGAACCAGAAUAGGCAAAAAUCCGUAAUCGUUGAAGAAUUAGUUGAGGAAGAUGAAGUUCGAUAUAAAAUCACUGAUAUUAUAGGUAUUACUGACGGGCUUGGUGUAGAAUCUUUGAAAGGUUCAGGUUUAAUAGCUGGCGCAACUUCACGUGCAUACGAAGAUAUAUUUACCAUUACUCUUGUUACUUGUCGUUCAGUUGGUAUCGGUGCAUAUUUAGUUCGCCUUGGUCAGCGAACCAUCCAGAAUGAAGGACAACCAAUUAUACUUACAGGUGCAUCAGCUUUAAAUAAGGUUCUUGGUCGAGAAGUUUACACAUCAAAUCUACAGCUUGGAGGUACACAAAUUAUGUACAGAAAUGGUGUAUCUCAUAUUACUGCUCAGAAUGAUUUAGAAGGCAUUACAAAGAUUAUUCAAUGGCUCUCAUAUAUACCAUCGUCUAAAAAUUCACCUGUGCCUAUAUUUCCCAAUUCUGAUAGUUGGAACCGAGAGAUUGAUUACAUGCCACCUAAAGGGCCAUACGACCCUCGUUGGUUAAUUACUGGAAAAUACGAAUCUGAUAAAUGGAUUAGUGGAUUUUUUGACCGUAAUUCAUUUGUAGAAACGCUUGGUAAUUGGGCUAAAACAGUUGUUGUUGGUCGUGCACGCCUUGGCGGAGUUCCUAUGGGUGUAAUUGCAGUUGAAACACGUGUUGUAGAACAUAUAGUUCCCGCUGAUCCUGCUAAUUCCGAAUCUCAACAGCAAGUAAUGAAAGAAGCAGGUCAAGUUUGGUAUCCAAAUUCAGCCUAUAAAACUGCACAAGCCAUUAAUGAUUUUAACAAAGGUGAACAGUUGCCUCUAAUGAUCUUUGCAAAUUGGCGUGGAUUUUCUGGUGGUCAACGUGAUAUGUUCUUAGAGAUAUUGAAAUAUGGCUCAUAUAUUGUUGAUGCACUCACAAAUUACAAACAACCCGUUUUUGUCUAUAUUGUACCAAACGGAGAGCUUCGUGGAGGUGCAUGGGUGGUGGUAGAUCCAUCAAUUAAUGAAGACAUGAUGGAAAUGUAUGCUGAUGCAAAAUCAAGAGCUGGUGUCCUUGAGCCUGAAGGAAUUGUUGAGAUCAAAUAUCGAAAACCGCAACUACUUGCUACAAUGGAACGUUUAGAUGAAACAUAUCGUAAUCUUAAAAAAUCGUUAGAAGAUCCUUCAAAAACUGAAAUGGAAAAAUCUGAAAUUAAGAUGCUUUUGGAGUCUCGAGAAAAUGAAUUACUCCCUGUUUAUUCUCAAAUUGCUUUGCAGUUUGCUGAUUUACAUGAUACACCUGGUAGAAUGAAGGCUAAAAAUACAAUUAGGAAAGUUUUGAAAUGGCAAGAAGCUAGAAAAUUUUUCUAUUGGCGUGUGAGGAGACGGUUACAUGAAGAAUAUGUAUUUAAAAAAUUGACUGCUGUUAAUCCUAAUCUUACAAAGACUCAAAUGAAAGGUUACUUAGCUACAUGGUUUUAUGACGAUGUUGGAGAAGAAUUAGAUUGGGAAGAAUCAGAUGUUGAAAUUGUGUAUUGGUUCGAUAAAAUGCUUAGUAGUUUAGAAACAAAUUCCCACAAUAGUAACAACGAAUAUGAUACGGAUGGUGAAACAUCUAGUAAAUCGUCGUCGUCAAUUGAGGCAAGAAUUGAAAGUAUAAGAAACGAAGCAAUAGCUCAACAAAUAUUUGAAUUAGGAAAGACCAAUAUACAGGCUGUUUUAGAUGGAAUAACAUCAUUAUUAGAACAUUUAGAUCCGGAAGAAAAAAAGAAUAUCUUAAAACAAUUAACUGGUACUUUAUAG